Messenger RNA from Aspergillus campestris IBT 28561, 1413 nucleotides. RefSeq names its product alpha-ketoacid dehydrogenase kinase family protein. The transcript has 2 exons. The record is from RefSeq and is a predicted model, not a curated record. Gene Ontology annotation, molecular function: pyruvate dehydrogenase (acetyl-transferring) kinase activity. NCBI's taxonomy places the organism in Eukaryota, Fungi, Ascomycota, Eurotiomycetes, Eurotiales, Aspergillaceae. Gene Ontology annotation, cellular component: mitochondrion. Bases 1 to 1413 code for a protein of 470 amino acids. Gene Ontology annotation, biological process: protein phosphorylation; regulation of glucose metabolic process.
AUGGCCAUACACAAGGCUCUCCAGACGCUGUCUGCGAGAUGCGCCAUCCGGCGUAGUGCUAUUUCGCCAGGGAUUGUCCCCCAAACACGACGGUUUUCAGCCUUUCCUGGGUUCCGCCGUGCAACACCUUCCUACCCCUUUGCCCAUGGAGCGAACGAUGAGGUCGCACGCCUGGCAUCUAGCCGUCGACGUCCACUGACAUUGGCUGAUUUGCUCAAACACGGGCGCCCACCGUUAUCCAAGGAUGCGCUUCUGGCUUCGGCGAAUUUUACGCUUUCCCUCCUCCCAGCCCGACUGGCAUCUCGAAUUGAAGCACUGCGAAACUUGCCGUUUAUCAUCGUCUCGAACCCCCAUGUGUCGGAAAUCUACAAUAAUUACCUCCACUCGCUGUCGACCUUGCUGCCGUAUCAGAAGCGUCAGGUCACAACAUUGGAAGAAGAGAACCAAUUUGCAGAGGUACUCGCAGACCUUGUAGAUACGCACUCCAAUACGAUCCCGGUCCUUGCACGCGGUUUUCUGGAGUGUCGAAGGUACAUUGAUCCCGCUGAAGUGACCCGGUUCCUCGAUACCCACCUGCGUGCGAGGAUUGGCACCCGCCUGAUUGCCGAGCAGCACCUAGCGUUGCACUUUGCCUCGCAGCCAGAACAAAGUGGUCAAGAAGGCGCUCGGGAAGCGUUCAAAGGCCCUGCUCCGCCGAAUUAUAUCGGGGUGAUUGAUACGGCUCUGCAACCAGCGCGCAUCGUGCGGACAUGCGAGGAUUUUGUGGGCGAGAUCUGUGAACUCAGAUACGGUGUGCGCCCACGGGUGAAGAUUGACGGGCAGGAGAGCGCAUCUUUCGCGCAUGUGCCUGUGCACAUAGAGUACAUCCUCACGGAGCUGUUGAAGAACUCAUUCAGAGCUGUGAUUGAAUGCGGGAAUGAGCGGGAACCCAUCGAGGUAACCAUCGCUGCCGCCCCGGACGUACCAGCAGAGCGCCGACCGCUACCUGCGCGAUCGACAGCACAAGAUGUCGUCCAGUCCGAUACCGAUGUGGGAAUUCAAAUGGACACCGUUGUCGGGACUGCUGACGCAAACGAGUCGAUCAAGCAUUCAGCCCCGUCGUCGCAGAGCAUCACGAUCAGAAUCCGGGAUAGAGGCGGCGGCAUUCCUCCCGAGGUGGUACCCAAUAUUUGGUCCUACAGCUUUACGACUUUCGCGGAAUAUGAGACGGACCCGGAUAAUGGCAACAUGGAUGCCCUCAACACGAUCUCGGCCAACAGUGGCCAGUUGAGUAGUAUUGCGGGACUUGGAUACGGGCUCCCUCUGAGCAGAGCCUACGCAGAGUACUUUGGAGGCAGUAUUUCUGUUCAGAGCCUUUGGGGUUGGGGAACCGAUGUUUAUUUAACUCUAGAAGGAGUUGGCAGGGUCCGAUAA